Olea europaea var. sylvestris is the source of this 835-nucleotide messenger RNA. Its product is annotated as NAC domain-containing protein 79-like. The coding region runs from base 1 to 651 and encodes 216 amino acids. The transcript is spliced from 3 exons. Lineage: Eukaryota; Viridiplantae; Streptophyta; Magnoliopsida; Lamiales; Oleaceae. The record is from RefSeq and is a predicted model, not a curated record.
AUGACAUUUAUGGGGUUAAGCCUAUAUAAGCAACCAGUAUCUAAGUUCACUGUAUAUAUGGUAUAUGUAAAAUCGAUAUAUGCAAAUCCAGUAUUUAAGUUCAUUGCAUAUAUGAUAAGCUACAUAUACCGUAAGUUCUUGCAGAAAGAAUGGGUGAUCUGCAGAGUUUUCAAGAAGAGUUUAGGAGGUAAGAAAGUACACAUCUCAGGACUAAUCAAAAACAGAAAUUCUGGGGAAAAUUCAGAGUGCUCAGAUUUGCCUUCAUUAAUGGAAUUAUCAUCAGAUGAUAAUCAGACCGGAUAUUCAGUGGCAGAGGAUUCAAAGGUGCCCUGCUUCUCCAACCAACUGGAGGAUCCGAAACCUCAAAACAACAUGAUUGAUGAAUUUAAUAAUUCUUCUUCAUUAAUUUCCCAGCCUAACGAAAAUCUAGCCUAUUCGGAUUCUGAUUUGAUGAUGCAAGAUCACUCCUUGUUGAGGCUUUUGCUAGAGGGAAAUGGGGCAAACGUAAAGCAAAAUGGAAAACCCAAAUAUUUACAGGAUACGGGUAUUGGUUCUUCCAUGUUUGGCUAUGGAAUGAGGGCUUAUGAAGAUCAAGAAUUUCCAGUUAUCUCUACUGGGCCAGUGGACAUUGAUUGCCUUUGGAAUUAUUGAAUAUGACGAUGAUGAACUCCAAGAAAAGUUAGAACCAGCAGCAGAUUAGAACAAGAGUAGAGUAUACUGCUACAUUAAGAUAAUUUUAUUUUGUGUAAAGGUUCCUCAGCUCAAAUAUCUAGGAAAUAUUAUUAAAAUUUCCUGUACUUUAUUGAAAUAUAAUUAUUUUACUUAAUUCUCGUUA